AUGUGCAAUAGCAGCAAAGGAAACACCCAUUUCUUGCUUACACGGUCACGUAGGGAUCAGAAUUUUCGAAUUCAACCAGAUGCUCUGUAUCUAUGGAGCGACUCCGAAAUUGUGCUGGAGUGGCUGAGGGCUCAUCCAUCAACCUGGACAACUUUCGUCGCUAACAGGGUAGCCUUGAUACAAGAUGCAACUAAAUCAGGAAUUUGGAGACAUGUUCCUUGUCGGCAAAAUCCAGCUGACGUUAUAUCCAGAGGUGCGUAUGUUGAUGAGCUACUAACAUCUUUUUGGUUUGCAGGGCCAGCCUUCUUACUGAAACCAUGCGACCAAUGGCCUGCCAACAAGUUGUGUAGCGUACCCGAGGAAGACGUAGAAGAACGCCGUAAGCAGACGACGACGCUGGCGGCCGAAGUAAAGAAAAAUUCCUUUAUCGAGUGGCUUGAAGGGAGAAGUGAUUACGUCCGAACACAAAAACGAGUGGCGCAUUUUCUUUGUAUUUUUCGGCGAAUAAAGGGUCGCCACGACAAACUUCCGCCUCUCACAACAACAAUGCUGGAUGAAGCGUUGAUUCGCAUAGCGUUCUGCCUACAAAAACACUACUUUAACAACGAGUACAAUGCACUAAAGCGCGACGGUGUGGUGCCGUCAACGAGUAAGGUGAAGUGCUUGAGCGUUUUUAUUGAGAGCUGCUAUGGAGUGGAUAUACUGCGUGUGGGUGGUCGCUUGAAAAACGCAAAGUUGCCGUACGAUGAAAAGCAUCCGAUUUUGCUACCUGGAGAGAGUAACUUCGUUCGCAGUUACAUACGCUAUGUGCACGAAAAGCAUAUGCACGUAGGAACGCAAGCCUUGAUGGCGAUAAUGCGACAACGAUUUUGGAUUGUAAAUGCUCGAAAGGUGGUGCGCUCGUAA
This is a messenger RNA of Rhagoletis zephyria (snowberry fruit fly), 906 nucleotides long. RefSeq lists its product as uncharacterized. NCBI's taxonomy places the organism in Eukaryota, Metazoa, Arthropoda, Insecta, Diptera, Tephritidae. The record is from RefSeq and is a predicted model, not a curated record.